AUAACCAUAAGCAAGAGGUAACAAUUUCAGUAAGAAAAUGUUAUGAUAUCAUGAUGGAAUCCGCCCCUGAGAAGGCGGACAGAUCCCUCAAAUAAGUUUAAUAAUUUAACCUGUCCCUGGAGUCUGGAAGAUUUGUCAGCCCCAAAUUUUUGGCUCAUUAGCUGUUUCAUAGUUUGUCUCAUACCAUCUGGUGAAGUUGGUGAAGUGGUAGGUAUUUUUUCUCAAAGGCCGAUUUCACCAUGAUAUCAUAACUGACAUUUUUACCUCUUGCUUAUGGUUAUGGAGUAAGUUCAUUAGGAAUCGGGGAGAGGGUGGGGUGUAAUUCUUUUUUGAAGUUUUUUUUGGGAGGUACCUACCUAUUUUCUCUGUUUUCAGAUAUUAUUACCUAAUACAACAUUUCCAUAACUUGAGAGGAAAACAAUGGAGAAGUAAAUGAAACAUCGAAGAAAUAUGAUCGUUAUGAUUACUAGCAAACUGUUUCUCACUGUUUUUACUUGCACAUUAAUAUUGGACAUAAGCACGAACCACUCGCAUGCGAAUACCACGGAAGAUAUCGUGACAAUGUAUGCUGUCGAAGAGGAUCGUUCAUUUCACCGCUUGGCAGUAGAUAAGUAUGGCAGAUGGAUAUAUAUAGCUGAAUCAGGAUAUCUUCAUCAAUUAUCAUCAGACUUGAAAUUGCAAGUUGAAUAUACCAGACAGAAACUACAUGAUUCUUCAAAUUGUGCAACUGACAAUUGUUUGCGCAGAUUGUAUGGAACAUAUUAUAGUUCUGAGACAGAUGACAAAAUAUUAGUAAUGGAUUAUCAGAACCAACAAUUGAUAUCGUGUAAUACUUUUUACCGUUAUAAGUGUAACGCACAUGAUUUCAGCAAUAUAUCAAAAAUCUUUGCAACUGAGCAUGUACAAAUUAUACAAAGAGGUCAUGAUGACCCGAGUGUAGCCUUCACAGCGCCUUGUUUACUACACAACUCAUCAGCACCAUUGCCUGCACUGUACCUUGGUUAUGUCGAUUACCACACUUAUCGACAUGACCAAGAUUGGUUCAGUACACGUACCCCGCAAAUAGAGAUCAGAAAUCUAGAACAAACACAAUUUUUGUCCGUUUUAAGAACAAAUUAUAUUUUUUAUUCGAAGAAUCAUUCCAUAACCAUUGAGCGUCCCCGAUUUAUUAUGGGUUUCAGUUUUCAAAACAGUAGCUACUUUCUCACCACAGGAGUUAUCUCAAUCCCAUCUAUUAAAACCAAUACAACUGCUUCACUGUUCCUGGGGGCAGGAUGUCUAAGCAAGGUAAAUCAUAAUCAGGAAAAAGAUUCAUAUAAUGGUGUUUUUAUCACUUGCAAUCCCGGCAAGGAGCAUUCAGAUGUUCAACUCAAGACAAUCCAGCAUGCUUAUAUCUAUGAGUACAUAAACCAAUCAAACCCUGAAUCAGAAACAGAUUCACUUGAAGAUGAGAAAACAUUCAUGUUCGUGCUUUUUGAGCUAGACGUAAAAAACCGAUACGCGGGUUUUGCAGUAUGUAAAUAUGAUAUGAAUAACAUACAUUUCACUUCUCAAAAAACCCAAAUACUAAACAAAGAUUAUAUACUUUUCCAUGAGGGUAGCCCCUAUGUAACAGCUAUGGUAAUCACUGCUGUUAACAACCACAUAGUUCUGUUCCUUGGUACACAAACUGGGAAUCUGAUGAAAGUAUCAAUUGAAGGAAUUCAUUCACCCAAUGCUGGCACGGCAAAUUACUAUUCAGAUAUCACACUUGAUGAGGGAUCUCCCAUAAAUUCUGAUCUGCUGCUUGAUUCCACAAAAAAUUUCUUGUUUGUAAUGACCAAAAAUAAACUUGCAAAAGUCAAAACGUACAAUUGUGACGGAUACCGCACAUUAUAUGAAUGUCUGCGCCCACAAGAUCCUCAUUGUGGAUGGUGUUUUUCCAAAAAUACAUGUUGUUUGAAAUCAGAAUGUACUGAUGAACAAAACAUCAUCAGUUGGAUGUCCUAUUAUAUUUAUAAACAGAUGAACACAACUUUAAUUUCAAAGAACAAGUUUUUACUCUCAGCCGAAUGGAAUGAGACUGCCAGUUUUAUAAAAUCACAUCCUUUUGAUAAUCUCACCAUGAUAUGUAAAAAAUAUAAAACGUGUUCAGCAUGUGCAACUUCACAUUAUCCGUGUAAAUGGCACUUGCAUAAUGAUAGGUGUAUGGAUGAAACCAUCUGGAGCAGUAAUGACAUAGUGACAGGUGCUAUAUCUGAUUACAUCCCAUCUAAAAUUCGGAAUGAGGAAGUCUAUUACACCACAGUUAUAAGAGAUGCGUUUUUCUGUCCCCAGUUCUCACUGGCCACCAAUAAUGAACCAGUAAUUUUCAUCAACGCUGACACUGCUGAAUCAGAAACAGCAACAAGCAUCAUAUUAGCGUAUAGAAUCCCAACGGAUUCAAUAAAUCAGACAUUCAAGUGUAUGCUUCUCGUCAAUGGAAACACAACCAUACAAUAUGAGACUUCAUUCACUUCAAAACAUAUUUCACGCAAUUUAGAUUAUUCAGAAGGAGAAAUUGAAUGUAAAAAUGUGAUACAUAGAUAUGCUGACCAAAGAGCAUAUGCAAUGGUCCAAUUGUCAAUUGUAUGGGUAUGGAAUGGAUCAAAACAUCUUGAUAACCCCAAAAAUUUACAAGUAAUCCUAUAUAAAUGCCCAUACGUGGGAAAUCAGUGUAAAACAUGUGUGAGUCUGCAAUAUUGCAAAUGGGAUUCACAAACUAAACAAUGCGAAUAUGAUAGCAUUAACCAUGAGGUGCGGGAUAAGAAUGCUAAAAUGAAACUAUGUCAAGAUCCAACAAUCUCUUUCUUUACACCACAACUAGGACCAUGGGAAGGUGGAACUAGAAUACCAAUCUAUACCAAAAACUUGGGUCGUGUAUUCCCUUUGUCAGGGAAUAUUACAGUAGGUGACAUCGCUUGCAACGUACAUUCACAAUCAACUAAUAUAGCAAAAGAACCAUUAUUAUGCAUUAUGGAUCCAUGUCAUUCAACGUUUCACAAUUGUAGUGGACCAAUUAGGCUUAUUGCAGAAGACUUACUUUUGACAUCAAAAACUACCUUUCAAUUUGUUGAUCCUAAAAUCAAUGACAUCUCUCCAACAAGUGGAUCAACAAGUGGUGGGACUGAGUUGACAAUUAAUGGCGAACAUCUGAAUGCUGGUAAUAUAAUUGAAGUUUACAUAGGUGACUUGGAAUGUGUAGUAUUUGACAAUAAUUCAAAGCAACUAAAAUGCUUAACAGGUCCAUCUAAAUUACCCAUCAAAACUCAUAUCAUGAUGAAGUUUGAUGGGCAUAACCGAACAUCUGAAAACAUUUAUGAGUACGAUGAAAACUUAGGACCAGAUGAAAACAUUCAUAAAGUACCAAGGGGUGUUCCAAAUGGUGGACAGAAUACAUCAAUAAUAUUUGAUAUAUCCAUUCAAAAGAACAUCGUGAAACAGCAGGAAAUCUUAUUCUACAUCCAUGAUGAAGAGCAAGUGAAGACAUACUACAACAAAUGUGAAAUAUCCAACGUUUCAUUGGUUUGUUCCAUACCAAACAUGAAUGAUCAUAAUUGGUAUUUUCUGGAUGAAAAAAAACCCAAACGUAUGGAUUAUGGUUUCAAAAUAGUCCCUUUGAAAGGAAUAACCAUGAAUGAUUUCGAUGUUCCCAAAAAAUACCCAAAGUUUUUGCUUUACCCAGAUUCAGUAGGUGAUCUUUUACAAGGAAAAAUUACUAAACAACAAACUACAUCAAUUAUAGCCAAAUGGUUGUUGGAAAACAUCUAUUUGUUCAUACUGGGGUUAGUGAUGCUCACUGUAUUCAUGAUUACAAUAUCAGUCAUGUAUUGGAGAAAAUCUGCUGCAAGGUCAAGAAAAAUGCAACAGCAGAUAAAUGUAAUGGGAAUGGAAAGGAUAGCUUUAUCACAAUUGGUUAAACGAGUAGUCAUUGAAAACCAAUUGGAAUUGGACGAAAAUUUAUCACGAAUGCUUAAAUUGCCAAACGUCUCCAUCGUAUACGAAUCUUAUCCAACAUUGGACGCAAAUGAAAUGUCACCGAGGACUGAAUAUGAAGCACCAAGGGCCGAAUAUGAAUUACCGCUGGAUGAAAAGUGGGAAAUUCCUCGAGAAAACAUUGUUCUAGGGGAAUUUCUAGGAGAAGGAGAGUUUGGAAGAGUUGUCAAAGGAAAUGUUUCAGGCCUCUUACAGCAACACAUUGUCACAACAGCAGCAGUAAAAAUGUUGAAAACCACCCACAAGGACACAGACAUGGUUAACUUAGUAACCGAAAUGGAACUGUUGAAACUAAUUGGCAGACAUGACAACGUACUUAGUCUACUCGGAUGUUGUACACAAAAUGGGCCAUUGCUCGUCAUCAUCGAAUACUCUCCUCAUGGAAAUUUACUCGAUUUCCUCAGAAAUCACCACCAACCUUCAGAAGCCAGCGAAAAUGACUUGUCUGAAAAAGUUCAGCUCACAUUUGCUCUUCAAAUAGCCAGAGGCAUGGAAUACAUGGUUUCUUUAAGAUUAAUUCAUCGAGACCUCGCUGCUCGAAAUAUCCUGAUAUUUGACGAUUAUGUGCUGAAAAUAGCUGAUUUUGGAUUAGCCAAAGAUAUUCGAAAUUCCGACUACUAUAAACAAAAGACCAAAGGCAGAUUUCCAGUAAAAUGGAUGGCACCUGAAACCAUAACGCACCGACGUCAUUCCCCACAAUCCGAUGUGUGGUCGUAUGGUAUAUUACUUUGGGAGAUUGUGACUUUUGGCGAAGUUCCUUACGCUACGUACGACGAUGCUAAACAACUACUGAAAGAGAUUCGCUCCGGAUACCGUAUGAAAAAACCUGAAGAUUGCUCAAUGGACACGUACUGCCUAAUGGUGAAAUGCUGGAACCAUUUGCCAGAAAAUCGACCAGACUUUACAAGAAUCAUUCAUAAUUUACAAACCAUAUUAAAAAAGAUGGAUGCAGUAAUUGAAGAAUCAGAUUCGGAUUGUUCAAGCAUUAGCUCGGUACCCAGCCACAAGGCAAAUGAAACCAAUAGUUUACUAUCAGACACGUCUUGAGAACAUGAAAAACAGACAGCAUUUUUUCCCCCACAAACAUUCGAGCAUAUUUUAUGUGAACGAACCUAGGCUAAAUUUAAUUCAACCAAAUGUAAAUAAUAUUUUGUAAAUUUAAUAAAAUUUCAAUUGAGCUGAA
Molecule: messenger RNA, 5197 nt
Organism: Planococcus citri (citrus mealybug)
Lineage: Eukaryota; Metazoa; Arthropoda; Insecta; Hemiptera; Pseudococcidae
Product: fibroblast growth factor receptor homolog 1-like
Exons: 7
Coding region: 433-5061 (1542 amino acids)
Biological process (GO): positive regulation of kinase activity; protein phosphorylation; cell surface receptor protein tyrosine kinase signaling pathway
Cellular component (GO): signaling receptor complex; plasma membrane
Molecular function (GO): transmembrane receptor protein tyrosine kinase activity; ATP binding; protein binding
Source: RefSeq, a predicted model, not a curated record